CCGCUCCGCCUAUAAAGUCAGCGCGCGGCGGCCGCUCUCCAACACGCAUUUUGGCUGCUGCUGUAUCGUACUGUGUCCUCUGCCUUGGACUUCUGACCUCGCCUCCGUUUAAUUCGGAAUGGAUCCCAACUGCUCCUGCUCCACCGGUGGCUCCUGCACGUGUGCCGGUUCCUGCAAAUGCAAGGAGUGCAAGUGCACCUCCUGCAAGAAGAGCUGCUGCUCCUGCUGCCCCGCGGGCUGUGCCAAGUGUGCCCAGGGCUGUGUCUGCAAGGAGGCAUCGGACAAGUGCAGCUGCUGUGCGUGAUGCGGGGGAGGCUGUUCCCGGUGUAAAUAGAGCCACGUGUACAAACCUGCAGUUCCAAAACAUUUUUUCAUGCUACCCUGACCUGUUCGCUACAUUCCUGUUUUUAUGAAAUACAUGAGUUAGAAUUAAAAUUGUUGAUGUUAUUCUG
Messenger RNA from Ailuropoda melanoleuca (giant panda), 452 nucleotides. Its product is annotated as metallothionein-1-like. Gene Ontology annotation, biological process: cellular response to zinc ion; cellular response to copper ion; intracellular zinc ion homeostasis. The record is from RefSeq and is a predicted model, not a curated record. The transcript has 3 exons. Lineage: Eukaryota; Metazoa; Chordata; Mammalia; Carnivora; Ursidae. Bases 119 to 304 code for a protein of 61 amino acids. Gene Ontology annotation, cellular component: nucleus; cytoplasm. Gene Ontology annotation, molecular function: metal ion binding.